Molecule: messenger RNA, 1454 nt
Organism: Liolophura sinensis
Lineage: Eukaryota; Metazoa; Mollusca; Polyplacophora; Chitonida; Chitonidae
Product: protein archease-like
Exons: 4
Coding region: 519-848 (109 amino acids)
Biological process (GO): tRNA splicing, via endonucleolytic cleavage and ligation
Cellular component (GO): tRNA-splicing ligase complex
Source: RefSeq, a predicted model, not a curated record
GUCUAGCAACUAGGUUUUUGGUGACUGGAAGCAUCUUGGAGCAACUGGAAGCGUCCAUUCAGACACUGGUUUUACCCAAUCUGCAUGGGCUUGUUCGGAGUUUAACGUUCAACUCUACUGCAGCCCAAAGCGUCCAGCUGUGUCAGUCUUAACAUAUGCUUCAGGCGUGCUCCGAUUUGAGGACAGUUGCUCAUAAUAGCAAGGUUUUUCCAAUCUUUUGGACAUUAUAAGCAUUAUUCAUAGGUCGACUUUAUCUACAUGUAGUUGGACCCAGUUGCUUAUGAUCUCAAGGCAACCCAUGCCAGGCUUAUCAUUUUAUGUUUCUUAUCGUGCUCAUUUAAGAAAUGUCAGUGUUAUAGCAAUUUCAUGCAGGAUUUGUUUUUCACUGUGUUAGUCAGAGAAAGUUAAUUUUGAAAUUACAUCUACUAAAAAUGCACAGGACCUUUCUGUUUGUUGAACUUAAUUAGUAACCAGGGGGAAAAACACUCAAGGAAGCAUUUGAGCAGGUGGCCAUUGCCAUGUUUGGUUACAUGACAGAAAUAGAUAAAGUGGAAAUGUUAGAAAAGGAAAGCAUAGACGCUGAGGGUGAUGACAUGCUGUCUUUGUUAUUCCAUUUCUUGGAUGAAUGGCUCUUUGUCUUCUCAGCUGAACCAUUUUUCAUUCCAAGAAAAGUUGUGAUAACAAAUUUUGACAAGGAAAACUUCAAGAUCAGUGCCGUAGGAUACGGAGAGACAUUUGACAUAAGCAAACACCCUCAGGGUUCAGAGGUGAAAGCCAUCACCUACUCACAUAUGCAGGUUCAUGAAAAAGAGGAGCAGUGUGACAUCUUCUGUAUCGUGGACAUUUAGACGUGGAUUGAGUACUGUUAAGGGCAAGGAAUCCAAACUUUCCUCUCGCCAGCUGCAGGAGCAGGAAAGGAAGGCAGCCAAGUUUCCGUGUGCGAUGUCUGUAUUAAAACUUGGUGACAGUUAGUUGUCAGACAAACUGUACCAGUGGUAAAACAGUGAAAUGAAAGCUUCCAGCACAUUUAGUCUGCAGAGCUACUGGUAUGGUUUAUGAUAGAUUACAGUUGACUUGAGCCUACGGAUAGCUAAGCCGGAUGGUCAUUGGUUGACAUAUUCAAACAAAAACACAAAGAAAGACAUUGUCAUGAGUACUUUGAGUAAAGCAGAAAAAAAUCUGUGUGUGUAGCUAAAAAGUAAUAUGCUUUUGUGUGGUCUUAGCACAUGCAUUGAGAUCAGUGUGGUACCUGGUGCAUGUCGUGUGAUCUUAGCACAUGCACUGAGAUCAGUGUGGUACAGGGUGCAUGUCGUGUGGUCUUAGCACAUGCACAGAGAUCAGUGUGGUAUCUGGUGCAUGUUGUGUGGUCUUAGCACAUGCACGGAGAUCAGUGUGGUACCGGGUGCAUGUCAUGUGGUCUUAGCACAUACACUGAGAUCAUUGUGGUACCGGGU